CACCACCACCACCACCACCACUUUUGAUACUGCUGCUAAUAAUGCUACCAGCACCAGUGCUAGUAGUAACAGUGGUUACAGUAGUGGUUACAGUGGGCCAGAUAACAAUUCUGAUGCAGCACGUCCUAAGCCUACGCGUUCUAGCAGGCCACGCAAGGGAAAGACAAACAAACAGGCGGAGGGUAAAGGAAUAUUUACUUUUUUUAGAAACAACAGCAACAGCAACAACGGCACAACAGCAGCAAAGGAGUCGGUCUGAGCUGGAUCUCAUACAACCCUCCAUAACUACAACUACUACUUUUACUUCGAGUGCCUCUUCCCCGACCUCACGGCCAAGCACCUCUGACUCGUCCAGAAGAGCAAAUGUGGGCAUACGACAUCGCAUAUUUACUUCGUUUGGCGAUUCCUCGCGUCGUCAUCAUCAUCAUCAUAAUUAACAACCAUCAUCAUCACCAUCAUCAUCAUCAACAGCAGCAGCAGCAGUACAACAAAAGCAGCAUCCUCGAUGAUACAUCGCUGUCGAGUGCGUUGAUCUUGCAAAACCAAACAUACCCU
This is a messenger RNA of Zychaea mexicana, 555 nucleotides long. RefSeq lists its product as uncharacterized. The annotation marks the transcript as partial. The transcript is spliced from 2 exons. Lineage: Eukaryota; Fungi; Mucoromycota; Mucoromycetes; Mucorales; Lichtheimiaceae. The record is from RefSeq and is a predicted model, not a curated record.